Molecule: messenger RNA, 2571 nt
Organism: Sphaeroforma arctica JP610
Lineage: Eukaryota; Ichthyosporea; Ichthyophonida
Exons: 1
Coding region: 1-2571 (856 amino acids)
Source: RefSeq, a predicted model, not a curated record
AUGAUUGCACAAAUAUUGACCCUGCUGCAGCUUUGUAUCACCCUGACAAGCGCACAAAUAGUUAAUAGAGUAUUUUUAGACAACGGUGGACCUCUAUUCGAGUACGCAAUAAACACUACGCAUAUAGUAGCUACCGCAACUCUGUUUCAGAAUGCUGGUUGGUUUGGCGUUGGGUUUGGGCCAGGCGUAAUGCCUGAAUCUACAGUCGUUAUCGGCCAACAGGCAAACGGUAAUGAAGCAAUACAAUGGGAUCUUGACGGGCGCUCAGCUGAUACCGUGGUUCAAUCCGCAAGCAAUGAAGUCAUUGAUGGCUCAUUCGUGGUCAAUGACGGAAACGUCGUACUGAGCUUCACACUUCCGCUACAGUACGGAAAUCAGAUACUGGCACCUGACGCCAACAAUAUUCUAGUUUGGGCCUGGGGCACGAGCGAGAGCCUCGCUUACCACGGCGCUAAUCGAGCAGGUCAGCAGAUUAUGUUGUCGACUGCACAGGUCGCAGAUGUUGGAAUAACCCCUACUAAUCGGAUUUUUCUUGAUAACGAUGGCCCUCUAUUUGAGUAUUCCAUUAACUCCACACACUUGGUGGCUACAGCCACUCUAUCUCAAAAUGCUGGUUGGUUCGGUGUUGGAUUUGGGCCAGGCACAAUGCCUGGGUCCACUGUAAUUAUCGGCCAACAAGCAAACGGCAACGAGGCUGUGCUCUGGGACCUGAAUGGGCGCUCAGCCGAUACCGUGGUACAAUCCACAAAUAACGAAGUAAUUGAUGGUUCGUUUAUGGUUGAUAUUGGGUCGUCCAUACUCAGCUUUACUCUUCCUUUAGAAUACGGAGCACAGACUCUCACACCCGACACCAGUAUUAUUCUUGUGUGGGCUUGGGGUACGAGCGAUACGCUGAAUUAUCACGGUACUAACAGAGCCGGCCAAGCAAUAGUAUUAUCGAGUAUUCAGGUAGCAGAAAUCGGUGCUCCAACCCCUGUGAAUCGAAUCUUUCUUGAUAACAACGGACCACUCUUCGAGUACACGAUAAACAACACACACCUCAAAGGUACAGCAACACUACAACAGGAUGCUGGCUGGCUAGCUCUAGGUUUGGGACCUGGCACGAUGGCCGGGUCUACUGCGGUAAUUGGCCAGAGAUCGAGUGGUGGGACAGCAGUUAUGUAUGAUCUAAACGGAUACACACCGGCGACCGUCUCGCAAUCGGCAGAAAAUACGGUCACUGAUGGUAGCUUUACCAGCAUUGGAGGCACUGCCGUCUUGCGAUUCACAAUUCCACUCGAGUUCGGUAACAACACGGUGGUGCAAGAGGAUAACAAUAUACUCGUUUGGGCGUGGGGUGCAAUUGAUAAUCUGGCUUACCACGGAACAAAUCGAGCAGGUCAGCAAGUAUUGCUAUCCAGUGCUCAGGCCGCCGAUGUCGGUCAGAAUCCAGAUGACCCCAUGGCGAUCGGUAAUCCUGAAUGUGCUAGCUCAGAUCCUAACUUUGAUUUUGAGGUUUCACUAAGUGAUGCGAUUACAUUUAGUUGGUUCGUCGACAGUAUGGCUCAGACUCUAGUGGCCAGGGCAUCCAUUAGUGACACAGUCGGAUGGUUUAGCAUCGGUUUUGGUCAAUCUCCAGGGCUUAUGGUGGUCAGCAAUGCGGUAAUUGGACAAAUCAGUGACCAGAGUGUGGUUACGUAUGACCUGACGGACCGUGAUUCAAGUGGCAUCACACCACAAGCAGUCAAUAUGGCCUCGAACAUGUCUAUCACACAGACCAACGGCGCUACUAUCCUCACGUUCACUGUUUUGAGUAGUUUUGCCCUGGGGUUGGAUCAAAGCGAUGACACGAACAUCAUUUGGGCAUGGGGAGAGAACGACCUGGGCUACCACGGUACGAACAGAGGGUCGGCUGCCCUUAACCUGGUCACGUGUAAUGGUUUGAACAACACAUUCACUCGCAAUAUAGCUGCACAAUAUGCACACGGCAUUCUUAUGGCCUUGGCAUGGAUGUUGCUUGUACCAGCAGCUAUUCUUUCCUCCAUAUGGCGUUCCAAAUUUGAUGGGACUAAAUGGCUUAUGAUACAUAUUUGCUUUAACUCUUUCGGACUAAUCCUCGCGACAGUUGGAUUCGGUCUAGCUUUCCUACUGGUUGCGCCUGGGAACCAUAUAUCAGCAAGCCACCAUAUUAUUGGACUGGUGGUCAUGAUCUUCAUGUGGUUACAACCACUCAACGCUGCUAUCCGUCCACACCCCCCUAGUAUAGGCCACAGCAGAUCCGCCUUCCGUUGGGUCUGGGAGAUUGUUCACAAAUUGUUCGGUGCUUCAAUUCUAUUAGUCGCGUUUUACAACAUUUGGCUAGGCCUUGAAAUCACGAACGCCGCCAAUGUUCUGGUUGUGGAAAACUACACCUGGGCAGGGGUGCUGGCAUUGAUAUUCUUGAUAACAAUAGUGUAUUUUAAGUAUAUUCACGCCGAUAACGGAGAUGAAGCUAAAGCUAAAUGGAUGGAGUCGCAAGAUUUUAAUGAUCCAUCUAUGAAGUUAAAAGAAGCAGAGAAGAUGCAAACAUCAACUGUUCAACACCGACCAUAA